Messenger RNA from Phacochoerus africanus (Common warthog), 2343 nucleotides. RefSeq names its product CDK5 regulatory subunit associated protein 1 like 1 (gene CDKAL1). The record is from RefSeq and is a predicted model, not a curated record. Lineage: Eukaryota; Metazoa; Chordata; Mammalia; Artiodactyla; Suidae. Gene Ontology annotation, molecular function: tRNA (N(6)-L-threonylcarbamoyladenosine(37)-C(2))-methylthiotransferase activity; 4 iron, 4 sulfur cluster binding. Gene Ontology annotation, cellular component: endoplasmic reticulum. The transcript has 16 exons. Gene Ontology annotation, biological process: tRNA methylthiolation. Bases 227 to 1963 code for a protein of 578 amino acids.
AUAAACGCGGCGGGAUGUGUCAUGGCGAGCUCCAGCUAAAGCCUCUGCAGUUUCCGGCGAGUAGCGUGUGGGAUUCUUUUACUUUGAUCUAGUUUGUAAUUUCCUGACUACUGGUUUUUGUUUUCCAGACUUGUCUUUAAGAAGAUUUGAGACUGUUUGGAGAUAAUCAAGAUUUUCUGAGGGACUCCUCCGCUUGUGUCAUUUAUAACUUUCCGUGAUAGAGAAGAUGCCUUCUGCAUCCUGUGAUACACUACUGGAUGACAUAGAAGAUAUUGUGUCCCAAGAAGAUUCAAAGCCACAGGACAGGCAUUUUGCAAGAAAGCAAGUCGUUCCAAAGGUGCGAAGGCGAAAUACCCAAAAAUACUUGCAAGACGAAAACAGUCCACCAAGUGAUAGCACUAUUCCAGGCAUUCAGAAAAUUUGGAUACGAACAUGGGGUUGUUCUCAUAAUAAUUCAGAUGGAGAGUACAUGGCUGGACAACUAGCUGCUUAUGGAUAUAAAAUUACAGAAAACGCAUCUGAUGCAGAUUUAUGGCUCCUGAAUAGUUGUACAGUAAAAAAUCCAGCUGAAGACCACUUCCGAAACUCAAUUAAAAAAGCUCAAGAGGAGAAUAAGAAAAUAGUGCUAGCUGGAUGUGUUCCUCAAGCCCAGCCUCGUCAGGACUACCUGAAAGGACUGAGCAUCAUAGGGGUUCAACAGAUAGAUCGAGUGGUAGAAGUUGUGGAGGAAACAAUUAAAGGUCACUCUGUGAGACUUCUGGGGCAAAAAAAGGAUAAUGGAAAACGGUUGGGGGGCGCACGAUUGGAUUUGCCAAAGAUUAGGAAGAAUCCACUGAUAGAAAUCAUUUCUAUCAAUACUGGGUGCCUCAACGCUUGUACCUACUGCAAAACUAAACACGCCAGAGGAAAUUUAGCCAGUUAUCCAAUUGAUGAACUAGUAGAUAGAGCCAAACAGUCUUUUCAAGAGGGUGUAUGUGAGAUAUGGUUGACCAGCGAAGACACAGGGGCUUAUGGCAGAGAUAUCGGCACCAGUCUCCCCACGCUCCUGUGGAAACUGGUCGAAGUGAUUCCUGAGGGAGCAAUGCUGAGACUUGGCAUGACAAAUCCACCUUACAUUUUAGAGCAUCUGGAGGAAAUGGCAAAAAUCCUUAACCAUCCCCGAGUCUAUGCUUUUCUGCACAUACCCGUCCAGUCUGCCUCUGACACUGUGCUCAUGGAUAUGAAAAGGGAGUACUGCGUGGCUGACUUCAAAAGAGUAGUGGAUUUUCUGAAAGACAAAGUUCCUGGAAUAACCAUUGCUACAGAUAUUAUCUGUGGUUUUCCUGGAGAAACAGACCAAGACUUUCAAGAAACAGUGAAACUUGUUGAAGAAUACAAAUUUCCGAGCCUCUUUAUUAACCAGUUUUACCCAAGACCAGGAACUCCUGCUGCAAAAAUGGAACAAGUUCCAGCACAAGUGAAAAAGCAAAGAACAAAAGAUCUUUCUCGGGUCUUUCAUUCCUACAAUCCAUAUGAUCAUAAGAUUGGUGAACGGCAACAAGUGUUAGUAACAGAAGAAUCUUUUGAUUCCAAGUUUUACGUUGCACACAAUCAAUUCUAUGAGCAGGUUUUAGUGCCAAAGAACCCCACAUUCAUGGGGAAAAUGGUCGAAGUGGACAUUUAUGAAUCAGGAAAACAUUUUAUGAAAGGGCAGCCAGUAUCAGAUGCCAAAGUAUACACGCCAUCCAUCAGCAAACCGUUAGCAAAAGGAGAAGUCUCAGGUUUAACAGAGGAAUUCAGAAAUAGGCUUGGGAAUCACCUGAAUUCAAUAUCCCACACCUCAACUGGAACUCAACGAAAUGCCGCAAGUUCCAGAAUGGCACUGCAACUGCAAAGGCUACACCAAGACUGUGCACUGAGAUUGUCAGUGGGCCUGGCUCUGUUGGCUCUUCUGUUUGCUUUUUUGGUCAAGGUCUAUAAUUAAAACAUAACCAACUGAAGCAUUUGUGAAGGAGAAUAAAUAUCUAAUUAAAAUCUUCAAAGAGAAGGAGAGCGACCACAUCAAUUCUCAAAGGGCAAUAAUUUAUACUGGUCUCUGCUCUUCAGCCACACUCUCUAAUGAGGCUACCCCUGUCUCACGUUGUGUUGAGCCCAUUGGUUAUUUGACCUAAAACCUAACACCAGCUGCCAUAGCAUAUCUUUUCAAUUAAGCUCCUUUUGGUCUAUUUUUAGCAAGAAAUGCAAGUGGUUGCAUUUUCUUUAAAUCACCAAUCUUCAGGUCAGAACCUGUUUGUACAGUGGAUCGGGUCACCUCUUCCUUAUGUGGGAAGAAUUUUCCACUUUCAAUAAACAUUUUAAAAUGUA